AUGUCACGAAAGAGAGUCUCAUUAGGACCAAAUGCACAAACGAUAUCGGGGUUGGAGUCUUCGGCACUCCAUGAGGAAUCUUUACUCCAACCAACACAUAAUCGGUCGUCAUUUCAAGCUCCACCGACGCGUCAGUCUAUAAGACGGUCAUUAGUCCCAACAAAGAAACACUUGAAUAACGAAGAAAUAAAAAAGAUGUACGCGGAGUGUUAUUUGAUGUGUGAUCAACGCAAAGUGAAUGAAAAGAAUGUGUGGACGUUGCCUUUAAUUGAUUACAUGAAUGAUUGUAUUGAAGUGGAUGCAGAAGAGAAUAAAGGGUCAGCCAAUUUUGUGAAGGCUGGACUUGCUAUCGACGCUGGUGUUCAGAUUUAUUCUGUGAGAGUCGAUGCAGUCCACAAAAAGACUUUUGCAGUGGUCGACACUAUUAAACAAGCUGAAGCCGUCGAAACACAGGACGGGGACUUGAGCAGCUUCGAUGAAACUCCCGAGAAAUUACAGUCACAAACACAACAAUCGCAAAAUCCGGAAGACCAAGGCACACAAAAGAAAACAAAGCGACGGAAAGGAGUUGUCAAUACUCUUGAAAAACACCCAAAGAGUUUGCAAAGUAAAUCCGAAAAGGUUGAAUAUCACCGCGACAGAUUGUUCCAUCAGAGAAUUAGCGCAAUGGAAGGGAAGUCAAUCAUGCAAGAUAUCACACACAAUUUCGGUGACUUUUUGUCGGGAGACUUCGCGGAAGUUGUUGACAUUGAAGACGAGGAUGUCUUCCCUGAGAAUCCAGAGAUCGAAUGGAAGGGUGUGGAUCUCUCGAAUUUGAAUAUCACUGAAAUCAAUAACGACGGGAGGUCCGCAUUGGUCCAGAGCAUCGUCGAUGAUCUGAAGACCCCUGCAGCAACACAACAACCAACACAAAAUAUUGAACUCACCCAAAAGCAGGAGGAGCAAGAAAAAAUGGCAACACAGAUUUUCGACAACCUUCCUGUCGACGAAGAAUUCAACGAAAUAGAUAACGUGAACCCCGUUGAUGACAACGGUGGAGAGAUUUUGCCUGGUAACGACGACGAUGUCAAUGUGGGCAAUCCAGAGAUCUUAGCGCCAGUAGUUGAGAAGAACGGCUUUACUUACUUCGACCCAAAUAUCUACAACAUCAAAGAAAUCCGAAGGAAGAUAAAAGCCAAAGAGCGCGAGGGUAAGUUCAUGAAGAAGACAGAAGUCAAGAAGCGUGAGAAGAAGGAAAAGGUCGAGUUUUUUGAUUUAAGAGAGCAGAAACCCGUAUCGUGGAAAUCGUUCUUCAACAAGAAGCCGACAACUACGGAACUGAAGGUGUCGGAUAAGAUCCGCCCCAUAUUUGAGGAGGUAAAUUUGUCGCUUUUCAAUGGUCUCGUUCUGGCAAAAAAGAGAAAAAUUGGAAAUGAGAAAAUGAGUGAGAAGAAGAUUGAGAACGUGAGGAAUGACAACAUUCAAGGGGUGAAUCAAAAUGGAGAAAAAAGUCAGCUUGGGUUGAGCAGACUCUCGUUAAUGGGAGCAAGGCCUUCCAUUAUGAGAUCGAUGGUCAAAGGAGACGAAGAAGAAGAGGAACGAAUGGUCAUGAGGAGUGAUGAUGAGGAAGAGAAGAGAGACAAAAAGGAGACGUUUACACAAGUUCCGAUCCCACGUAUGAUUAAUUUUGAGAAGAUCACGGCUGCGACAAAGCCAAAGAACCUUGAUUACGACGGGUGUGAAAAAUUGAUUGAAAAAAUUCUUGUGAAAGAGACGCAAGAGGGGCGUGAUGAGAUUGAGUUCCAAGAUUUACUCAACCAAAUCUAUAACGUUGCGAGUGACAAAGAAAAAGCGGACCUGAGUGUGGCGUUCAUAUUUGUUUCUGUGAACAUUAUGUGUUUCCGGAAAGGGAUGCGGCUUGUACACGAAGAUGUUGUUAAAUUGCGGAUGAAAAAUUGA
This is a messenger RNA of Entamoeba invadens IP1, 1938 nucleotides long. RefSeq lists its product as hypothetical. Gene Ontology annotation, molecular function: chromatin binding. Gene Ontology annotation, biological process: mitotic chromosome condensation. NCBI's taxonomy places the organism in Eukaryota, Evosea, Mastigamoebida, Endamoebidae. The record is from RefSeq and is a predicted model, not a curated record. The transcript is spliced from 2 exons. The coding region runs from base 1 to 1938 and encodes 645 amino acids. Gene Ontology annotation, cellular component: condensin complex.